GCCCUCUGACGUCAGUUUUGCGUCCAGCCCCUGUUAAACUCAAUUCAAACUUCUACUCAGAUUUUAUUUCCAUGAUGAACACGAGCAGCCUCGCCGGUAUAGAGGGUCUGUGAACAGCUUCAGCAGACGUUGAAUUUCUCAUGCCGCUGUCGGUUGGCCUCAGCUAAGGUGCCAUAUUCCCUCAGGGACUGUUUUACCGACUGUCUGGCCGAAGGAGACCGUUGGGAGUCGGAGCGGACGUUGACGUGGUGUGAAUGUCCACCGCGGACCACUGACAGCCACCAUGUCAGGUUUAACACUACAGAACGGUAACCUGCAGGGUCUUGAUGAGGGGGAUAUUCUGGACCCAGAGUUUCAGCAGCGUUUGGAGGAUGCUCGCACUCUGCUCAGGCAGGAGAUCCAGCGGGAGCUGAAGAUCAAGGAGGCGGCAGAGAGAAUGCGACGAGCUGUAACCAAUCGCAAGAGCGCAGCCGAUGUGGAGGGCCAGCUCAAGGCCUCGAGCCGCAAGCUGGACAAGUUGCACUGGCAACUACAGGAGCUCAAUGCCAGGUCCAUGGCCACAGAGAAGGACAGCACCACAGGUUGUUCGGAGGAAGAAGACAACCAGUCAGCAGAGUCAUGUCAGUGGGAAGAGGUCACAUCACCACUGGCAAGUCGACUCAGAACACUGAAAAAACAGCUUACCAUGGAGACCAAAGUCAAACAGGGCGCCGAUAACAUGAUCCAGACUUACACCAACAGCUCAGUCAAGGACAGGAAAAUGCUGUCUACAGCCCAGCAGAUGGUCCAGGACAGCCGAACAAAGAUUGAGCUGCUGCGCAUGCAGAUUGUGAAAGUCAGUCAAGCCAGAGACGGCGAGCAGUCUGGCUCACAUGGUCACCCUGUGGAGACGAUCAGUCCUCUGGAGCUGCGGGUGGCUGAACUUAUGCACCACAUGAAGAUCGAAUCAGCCGUAGCAGACGGUGCCAAAAAUGUGGUUAAGCAGCUCAGUGGACGUAAAGUCCAGGACCGCCGUAUACUUGCUGAGGCUCAGGCACGAAUGCAGGAGUCAUCUCAGAAAGUGAAUCUGCUACGCUUGGCCCUGGAGAAACGUUUAAGUGAGCUUCCUCAGGACCAUCCCCAACGUGCUGCCAUCAAGGAGGAACUGGCAUUGGGAACCUCACCUUCUUAUGGGACGCCGAAGAAGCAAUCUAACACCUCAUCCCGUUCUUCUUCCUCCUCUUUCUUCAGACCAGCCAGUCUAACAGGCCGAUUGGAGGUAUGUUUGAAGGGCUGCCAAGACCUGUUGGAGUCUGUUCCGGACCGUGGUCUUGUGGCCAGUGUCUUGGCCUCCUCUGGAAGCCUCUCAGAUGGGAAGUCUCUCAAGGUCAGAAGCGGCCUCUCAGGACGCAGUGCUAAUGGCAAGACAACCAAGGUGGAUGAUCUGUCCUCGGAGGUAAGCGUUGUGCUGAAGGUGGACAACAGGAUAGUGGGGCGCACGCACUGGAGACAGCUGGGCACUGAGGCCUGGGGCCAGAGCUUCUCCAUCGCACUGGAGCGGUCCAGGGAGCUGGAAAUCAAUGUGUUCUGGAGAGACUGGCGAGCGUUAAGUGGGGUGAAGUUCCUUCGGCUGGAGGACUUCUUGGAUAACCGCCGGCAUGGCAUGUGUCUUCAGCUGGAGCCUCAGGGCAUCCUCUUCAUGGAGGUUACAUUCAUCAAUCCUGUCAUUGAGCGGCGCUCCAAACUCCAGAGGCAGAGAAGAAUUUUCCCCAAAGAAAAAGGGAAGGACUUCCUGCGUGCUGCCCAGAUGAACAUGAACUUUGCCACUUGGGGCCGUUUGAUGAUGACCAUCCUUCCUCCCUGCAGCUCUCUGGAGCCCAUGAGCCCUCCAUUAGCAGAUCCUAACACUGGCUCCACAUCAUCGCCCACUUGUCCAACAGGAGAACCUGCUGUUGUGGGUCUGAAUUUUCCUGAAGAAUGUCCAGGCAGAUCUCCUCAUCGCACAAGAAAGAACACUAAAGACUCUCUGCUGUCUCCUAGGGAGAGCAAGAGCCCGAAGCCCAGACGUCAGCCCUCAAUUCAUCCACCUCUACACGUGGACGAAGGACUUCAGAUGGACGACUUCAACUGCAUAUCAGUUCUGGGUAGAGGUCACUUUGGAAAGGUUUUGCUAGCGGAGUACAAGAAGUCAGGCAAACUGUACGCCAUCAAAGCACUGAAGAAAGGAGACAUCGUGACACGGGAUGAAGUCGACAGCCUCGUCUGUGAAAGGAGAAUCUUUGAGGUGAUCAAUGCCUCACAACAUCCUUUCCUGGUGAACCUGCACGGCUGCUUCCAGACUGCAGACCACGUGUGCUUUGUCAUGGCCUACUCCCCCGGAGGAGACCUCAUGACACACAUUCACACCAACAUCUUCAACGAGAAACAGGCCCGGUUUUAUUCGUCCUGUGUGCUGCUCGGCCUGGAGUUUCUCCACCAAAACAAAAUAGUUUACCGGGACCUGAAGCUGGAUAAUCUGCUAAUGGAUGCAGAUGGUUUUGUCAGGAUAGCAGACUUUGGCUUGUGCAAAGAAGGUAUGGGCCACGGGGAUCGCACCUCAACAUUCUGUGGCACACCAGAGUUUCUGGCCCCAGAGGUGCUGACAGACAACAACUACACCCGCAGUGUUGACUGGUGGGGGCUGGGUGUCCUCAUCUAUGAGAUGCUGGUGGGGGAGUCUCCUUUCCCGGGUGAUGAUGAGGAAGAGGUGUUCGACAGCAUUGUCAAUGAUGACGUGCGUUACCCUCGCUUCCUUUCUCCAGAGUCUGUGUCCCUCAUGCAAAAGCUGCUGCAGAAGAAUCCUGAGAUGAGGCUUGGAGCAGGAGAGGAAGAUGCCUCGGCGAUCAAGAGACAGAAAUUCUUUCAGGCAAUGGACUGGGAUGCUCUCCUGGCCAAAAAGAUGAAACCUCCCUUCCUGCCGGUCAUCAAAGCACCGAAGGACGUCAGUAACUUUGACGAGGAGUUCACGCGCCUCAAGCCAGUCCUCACCCUCCCACAAACACCCUGCGUCCUCACCGCCGAGCAGCAGGAAAUCUUUGCUGACUUUGACCUCUCCUUCAUGAGUUGACCAAUGGGAUUUUUUGUGACAGGAAGCUGCAGUUCAAACCUACUUUUAUUUGCCACAAAACCUUCGAUUCAACAAAAGCAGAGAAACUUCUGUCCUGCCUUUUUCACACAGUUCCACAUUUCCAGCUGCACAUCAUCUCUGUGGACUUGAAACACAUGACAGUGUCCUGCAUCAUCAGCCUCGCUUCAGCCGUCACACUUCACUGACACUGAAGUCUUGCUGGGUCUGAUUUCAUGUUAUAUUUUCACGUGUCUUGUCCUGCCAAAUUUAUUUUGAACUACCCGCACUGCCAGCACAGUAAUGAGUUUUUGAUAGUACAUUUAUAUUUUUACAAAUGGCCAUUGUGCUUGCACUGCCUCUCAACCCAAAGUCUAUUGUAAAUAUUUGUAAUCUUAAUGAAAAGACUCUCUGCCAGUUACUAUAACCAUUCUACUUCCAUUUGUUGGGAUGUAAUAUACUGAAAAUAUUGAAAUUGUUUAUUUAACUUGCUUCAUUUCUCAGUCAGUACAACUAAAUCUGGAUUUAUUUCGUGAAGAUUAUGCUGAAUUAUACUGAACAAACCAGCCUGUAUGUAAAGCGAAGAAACAUAUGAAUGAAUAAAUGUAUAUCUGCUGGACUCUGAAAGUCCAGGAACUCUU
Messenger RNA from Acanthopagrus latus (yellowfin seabream), 3723 nucleotides. RefSeq names its product protein kinase N3 (gene pkn3). Lineage: Eukaryota; Metazoa; Chordata; Actinopteri; Spariformes; Sparidae. The record is from RefSeq and is a predicted model, not a curated record. Bases 284 to 3085 code for a protein of 933 amino acids. Gene Ontology annotation, molecular function: small GTPase binding; ATP binding; protein serine/threonine kinase activity. The transcript has 22 exons. Gene Ontology annotation, biological process: signal transduction; protein phosphorylation.